Molecule: messenger RNA, 2302 nt
Organism: Ipomoea nil (Japanese morning glory)
Lineage: Eukaryota; Viridiplantae; Streptophyta; Magnoliopsida; Solanales; Convolvulaceae
Product: mediator of RNA polymerase II transcription subunit 11-like
Exons: 3
Coding region: 188-535 (115 amino acids)
Biological process (GO): regulation of transcription by RNA polymerase II
Cellular component (GO): mediator complex
Molecular function (GO): transcription coregulator activity
Source: RefSeq, a predicted model, not a curated record
UAGAAAAGACUAGUUCUACUUCUCCGACUCUGAUGAGUGAUGACUGAUCCAUCGUAAUUCUUAAACCCUAAUUCGAAAUUUUUGUAUGGUAUAAUAGUUGGCGAUUCGACAAAUUUGGGGAAGAAAGCAUUAUUCUUACAAAUUUUGCAUAUAAUUUUGGUUCGGUCCUUGCUACAUACAGAGCACGAUGGAUUCACAAAGUCAGAACACCUCAUUACAACGGCUUCAGAAUGUUGAGAAGAGGAUAAUUACUGCUUUGGAGCUGACUGGAGGAGUGAUGGAGGAAUUGGCGAACCCUAGCGGCCCCAGAAAGGAUCUUAUUAACAAUCACUGCAGCGAGUUCAUGCAGCUCAUCAAGGACAUUCAGGUGACACUGCGAGAAGAAAUCAAAAGUGCCUGUGAGUAUCGCCCUUUUGAGAAGUGUGACUAUGUCCCAAGAAUAUCUAACGAAAUCUGUUCUCAAAAACUGGAACAUGUCAUUGCACAACUAGAUGAUAUGAAGCAAACAGCCAAAAACUAUCAUGGCACUGCUUGAACUUACUGAUACGUUUAUAGGCAAGCAAUACCAGAGAUGGAAAAGAAGGGAAGUUCUUGCAUGAUUAAGGAGAUGAAGACUUACUCAAAUAACUUAGUCCUCCUAUUUUUUUUUUAGAAAUUUUAACGUUACUUUCAUGCAUAUAUAAAAGCCACUGCAGGCUUGUUGUGGAGGCAUUGAGAAUUCUUGGGCUAAUGACAUUUUGGGAGAAGAAGAACUCCAGAACUCUUCAACGUUACUUUAUAAAUUUAUUCUUUAGUUUUCUGUUUCUACUCUUGAGUCUUGUCUACAAACAUAGGUUGACCUGCCACAUCCUCGUUACCUCCGGCUCGUCCCUCGAGUCCUGGACACCGGCUUGUGACACGAUCCCAAUCCUCUCGGCCUGUAACACUUACAUCUUCUAAAUCUUGUAGGUUUACACACACCUCUUGUGAGUGAGAGAACUGUUUUCAUCUUACUCUGAUUGAAUUUGUUUACAGAAUCAAUGGAAGAAUCCUUCUUUUGCCAACUUAUUGUGAAACUGUGAAAGUGCCUGAUGACUUGUUUUUAUGUUUUUUGCUUGAAAAGUUUGUGUCUUUAUCACUGUGUGAUCUUGGGGAGGUUAUAGCAAUAUAAGGUUAGCCCAUUGGGCCCAACUGUCCAAGCCCAUAGCAAUAUAAGGCUAUUGUAAUCUAUUUUUUAAUGAUAAUUUACAGUUUCCUAGGGAUUAUAUGACUUGAAAGUUCAAAUUUCAAAGCUAGACUUUGAAAGGUGAGAAUCCGGGAAAGAAGUUUUGAUAAUUUAUCAGACUGUGCCCUGCUGCCCUACAUAAGUGCUGACCCAAAAGUCUGCCAUGCACUGCUUCACAGGCUAGAGCCACCCAAUGUUAUCAACCCUUCAUUCUGCCCCCAAAAACAUCUCUUUUUAAACUUCCCAAACCCUAAACACUUCCCAUUCAUUUAUCUCUUUAGACAACUUCAAGUCUUCAACAUCUUCUCUCUCUCUCUCAUCAUCAUCAUCAUCAUCAGCCAUGAAGAAGCUAUACAGGAAGAACACAGUUCAUCCAUCUCCACCAUUGGUUUCAGACAAGCUAGCUUUCUUGCCAGCAGCAAUCUUAGCCAUCACUGCUGCUCUAUCCCCAGAAGACCAGGAAGCCUUGGCUUAUCUUAUCUCUUGCCCUUCUGGGAACUUCUCUGCCACCAGGACAACCACCACCUCCUCCUUCUCCGGCCACCCACCUUCCUCCAACUGCUACUGCUUCAACUGCUACAUGAGUUUCUGGGUGAGGUGGGAUUCCUCCCCUAACCGCCAGCUCAUACACCAAGUCAUAGAUGCUUAUGAAGAUGGGCUGCAGAGCAAGAAAGAGAAGAGCAGGAGAGAAAGAAGGAAGGGUAAUAAAGAUUGUGGCAGUGGGUCUGGGAGUGAGUUGAAGAAGAAGCUUGAGGUGGGUCUAAAUGAGGAUGAAUCCGGUGAGUCAGUCCCGGCAGCGGAGGAGAGCCCUGUCAGCACCACCACCCAUGGCGGCGAAGAAGAAGAAGAUGGUUAUGGUGAGGAGAGAGGUGCUGUUAGGAGAUUUGUGAGCUUUCUUGGAGAAAGAAUCUGGGGUGUUUGGGCCUGAAGAUUUCUCUCUUAGUGCCAUGGUGAUCUCCUUCUUCUUCUUCUUCUUCUUCUUCUUAUUCCCUUUUUUAGGGUGUCUGUAAAAUACCCUUUCACCCAGUGUAAAAUAUACCCUGUUUUUAAUCAUCACCAUUUUAGUCCUUUCAUGAUUUCAUCCAUCUCCUGUUACUG